GUCCGCCUGGCGCUCGGGUGUGAAGACCGGGCCGGGGGGCGCUACCGCUGAACCCUGCGGCAGUGCGGAGUCUUGGAGAGGAAGGGAUGCCAUCCGGUCGCGAGGAGUUUGAAAAUGCGCUCCUCGGGGAGCAGGUCCCUCUUGGUGAUUCCCAAAAGACCCUCUGAAACAAGAAUGCCAUCCCCACUGAGGUCCCCACACCAGUCCCUCAGUAAUCUUGAGACCACCCUUGAGGAGCCUGAGGCUGCACGACUGAAAUUCCGUGGAUUCUGCUACAAAGAGGUGGCAGGGCCCAGAGAGGCCCUGACCCGGCUGAGAGAGCUGUGUCGCCAAUGGCUGCGGCCUGAGUCAUGUUCCAAGGAACAGAUGUUAGAGCUGUUGGUGCUGGAACAGUUUGUGGGCACACUGCCCCCUGAGAUCCAGUCCUGGGUGCAAGGGCAGCGGCCAGGCAGCCCUGAGGAAGCUGUAGCUCUAGUUGAAGGGCUACAGCAUGACCCUGGGCAGCUGUUGGGCUGGAUCACAGCCCACAUCCUGAAGCCAGAGGUGCUUCCUGCAGCCCAGAAGACAGAGGAGUCCUCAGCAAGCCCCUGCCCCUCAGGAACAGUGGAGUUCUCUGGGGCAGCCCCUGGAGAGGGUCCACAUAAUGCCAGGAUGGAAGGGUCUACCCAGCUCAGCUGCAGUGUGAAGGAGGAGCCCAGUGCUGAUGGGCAGCAUCACCGCCCAGUCCACUGCUUCCAACUGAGUCUCCCAAGGGGCAUCUUAGACACCAGGACACAGCCUCCACUUCCUUCCACCCACCCAGGAUUCAGGAGGCGUGGGGGCUGCUGGACCCAUCACAGAAGGAGCAGUACUGGGACGCGAUGCUGGAGAAGUACGGCACGGUGGUCUCGCUGGCAGGGCUGCCACCCCCGCCAGCCAAAGAGCGGGCUGAAUCCAAGUCAGAGCCUGACCGUGAGCCAGAGCUGGGGACACCAUGCUCCGGACCCGAGUGCCAGCAGUAGCCAGUCAAGUCUUUUUACAUUACAUCACCGCCACUCUUCUGCCUGUCUUCCACUUAUAAGGAGGACCUUUGUGAUGACUUUGGGCCCACUUGGAUGCUUCAGUCUCCCAUUUCAAGCUACCUUCACCUUAAAGUGGAACACCAUUACAACCUACCGUAUGGGAUGCAUUUGUAAUGCCAGAUUCAUGGGACCUCAGUAGACCUCCAGGAGCCGAAUCCGAUGCAAUCACAAGAGUCUUUAUUGCCAGCUCGAGCCUGGACUCACAACCGUUCCCGAUGCAAUGGUCCCGGUCCUUUGUCCAGGGAGAUUUUAUAGGUUUUGGGGGAUACUCUGUGCAUCACAACAUCACACAGCAAAUCAUUCCAUACCGCAGGAAAGUCAAACAACAACUCUUUUUUUUUUUAUUGGUUGUUCAAAACAUUACAAAGCUCUUGACAUAUCAUUUCAUACAUUAGAUUCAAGUGGGUUAUGACAACAACUCUUUUUUUUAAAUAUAUUUUUUUAAAGAGAGAGUGGGAGAGGAGAGAGAGAAUUUUUUUUAAUAUUUAUUUAUUUUUUUUAGUUUUCGGCGGACACAACAUCUUUGUUUGUAUGUGGUGCUGAGGAUCGAACCUGGGCCGCACGCAUGCCAGGUGAGCGUACUACAGCUUGAGCCACAUCCCCAGCCCAUGACAACAACUCUUAACAUUGAUUAGCACAUUCACUGGCAGGAACAAGUUGGGUAAAGGUGAUUGGCUAGUACAAGAGGGGGGGUUCCUUUGAACUGAUUAGUUUAAACCACAAGGGGUGUACUUACUAAACUACAUGGUUUCCCAACAUGUUAUCUACCACCAUAAACUACUGGGGGUCAUCUGGCAUCCCAGGUAUUUCCCUGUCUCAUGCUGAUUGGUGGUUGCUAGGGGGCUGCUGUGGAUCCCCACCUAGCCUGACUGAGUCAGGGACACCUGGUGCAGCAGAUCUCUCCUGUUAUUUGUAGACAAACAACUCAGCAGGUGGGUAUGUGCUUAGGAGUGCUCUGUGGGUUUUUCCAAGGACAAAGGUCACACCCACUUCCUUUGUCAGGCUUUGCGCUGAGGUAGAGGCUGGUUUCUCAAAAAUGGAGUCCCACUAGUUUCUCACAUGAAAGGGUAAGAUAAGGUGUCGAUUGAAAAGUACCAGCCCUAGCUUGACCCCCAGGCACCCCAUGAGUGUUCUCAGACACAAGUUUAUUCCUAUAGUUGUUUAUGAUGAUUCUCUCAAAUGACAGGCAAGACAGACAACAUGUCUGUCAGGAGCUGCCACAUAGGAACCAGAUGCCCCUUAGCCUUGAGCAAUGAGAAUGUGGAGAUGUGACAAGCCAGCCAUGGGGUGUGUGUGUGUGUGUGUGUGUGUGUGUGUGUGUGAGAACUACGAGCAUUGAGUGCCAAAGUGGACUGAACCCACUUUGCCCCUCUGUUUGGGCGAGCUUGGCUCUGGUCUUUUCGCUGGCUCUGCCUGUGAUCCCCACACAGCUCAUGAGAUGGGCAUGGCCUUCCUAGAUGUCAGUCGGCCUGCUGACAGUAGACAACACAAAGCUAGACUCAACCCCUGGAACCUGACCCCUGGCCUCAUUUGAAUAGCUUCUCCCCAAUAAAAGGGUUCAGCUCCUCUCUCUCUUUCCACGGACAUCUAAGAUCAGAGGAGCUGUCAUAAGACCCAAGAAAAUGGUAUUUCUCGGGCUGGGGAUGUGGCUCAAGCGGUAGCGCGCUCGCCUGGCAUGCGUGCGGCCCAGGUUCAAUCCUCAGUACCACAUACAAAGAUGUUGUGUCCGCCAAUAACUAAAAAAUAAAUAUUAAAAAAAUUC
Molecule: messenger RNA, 2823 nt
Organism: Marmota monax (woodchuck)
Lineage: Eukaryota; Metazoa; Chordata; Mammalia; Rodentia; Sciuridae
Gene: Znf446
Product: zinc finger protein 446
Exons: 8
Coding region: 115-1200 (361 amino acids)
Biological process (GO): regulation of DNA-templated transcription
Source: RefSeq, a predicted model, not a curated record